Messenger RNA from Formica exsecta, 2601 nucleotides. RefSeq names its product myelin expression factor 2 (gene rump). The transcript is spliced from 9 exons. Gene Ontology annotation, molecular function: mRNA binding. Gene Ontology annotation, cellular component: cytoplasm; nucleus. The record is from RefSeq and is a predicted model, not a curated record. NCBI's taxonomy places the organism in Eukaryota, Metazoa, Arthropoda, Insecta, Hymenoptera, Formicidae. Bases 176 to 1924 code for a protein of 582 amino acids.
UGAGCCUCUAAACUCUAAAGCCCUAAAGUGUGGUGAUAUUCGGUGCGUGAUUGCGACUAUCAAUUUCUUGCGACGGCCAUUUUAUACGACGCUCGGUGUACACUCGAUGUACAUACUUUUAACAACUAGUUUGUAAGAUUGUGUUUAGAGUAUUUACGAAAACCGGCUUUCGACAAUGAUAAAAGCGGAAGACAGUCAACCACAGAAUAAUGAUGACAGAGACAGAAGCAGAGAGCGUGACCGUAAUCGAAGGUCAGACAGACCAAAUCGUAUAAACUCAGCCAGCCGUGAUCGCAGCAGAGAGAGAAAUGAUCGCAGUGGCAGGAAAGCUUCUGACAGACGGAUUUAUGUGUCAAACAUUCCUUAUGAUUUUCGCUGGCAAGAUCUGAAAGAUUUGUUUAGAAACGAGGUUGGCAAGGUAGCGCAUGUAGAACUUUUUACAGAUGAAAACGAUAAGCCUAGAGGGUGUGGGAUAGUAGAAUUUGAAGAUUCAGAUUCGGUGAAAAUAGCAGUAGAUAAAAUGCAUCGAUAUGACAUUAAAGGGAGAAAGCUUGUUGUCAAAGAAGAUUUUGAUGUAGAACGCGAUAAAUAUGGUCGUUUAGCCACUGGUCGUAACAAUGAUAGAAAUCGAGAUGACAGAUUCCGAGAUCCUCCUAGGCCACAAGGAGGUGGAAGGCAAAAUAUGUCUGCACCUAGUGGCGGUGGCGGUGGCGGUAGUAGCGGCGGGGGUGGUGGUGGCGGCGGUGGCGGAGGCGGCGGCGGUGACAAUAAAUUCGGAAACACCUAUGGUCUUAGUACACAAUUCUUAGAGUCACUAGGUAUCAAUGGUCCUUUGGUUACGAGGGUUUUUGUCGCUAAUUUGGAUUAUAAAGUCGAUGAGAAGAAGCUGCUUGAAGUUUUUAAAUUGGCGGGAAAAGUAUUGCAUGUUGAAUUGGGGAAAGACAAAGACGGUAAAUCAAGAGGUUUUGGAGUUGUCGAAUACGAUCAUCCAGUGGAAUCGGUUCAAGCCAUCUCGAUGCUUCACAAUCAACAGUUGUAUGACAGACGUAUGACCGUUAGACUCGACAGAGCUAAUGAACCUGACAUGCCACCCAAAUUGCCGGAAGGUUUGAAGGGAAUUGGCAUGGGACUUGGAGCUGGGGGUAAUAGAUUGUUGGAUGUAGCUAGAAACAUUCCCAAUGUUCAAGCAAACAAUCCACCAGUGGUAAAUCCGAUUUCGGCUCCUGUAUUAGCAGCAGGAGCUUUUGGCGCUGGUUUAAACAACGUCGUACCUGCGCAAUUAGCAUCAGCAUUGUCAAAUACGAAUGCUGCAGCUCUUCAAGCUAGUCUUGCCGGCGCCGGUCUGGGUGCCAAUCUUACUACUAGUUCGUUGUUGAAUUCGUCACUGACGAAUGAAUUGGCAUCAAAUCUAAACAAUUUCGGCGGUGGCGUAGGUAGUUUGAGCGGUCUGCAGGCAUCUUUGGCUGGUGGACAAGGAAACAAUUCGUUUACUCCUCGUGGUUUAUCAAAGUUGGACAAUGACAUAGGAUUCGGCGGUAACAACGCCUUCGGCGGUUCCAAUUUUGGUGGCAGUAGCAGGGAUUUCGAUGGUGGAUUUAGUAGAGGAGAUGGCGAUCGUGUUUCCGGCGGUGGUGGCGGUGGUUUUUCCGGGAAUCAAGGCCAAAGUGGUGCCGGCAACCGACAAAACUCCAAUGGUUCACGACCAAUGUCAGACACCAUCCUUAUAGGCAAUUUACCUCCAAACACCACAUGGCAAAUGCUACGUGAUAAAUUUCAAGAUGUCGGAGAAGUAAAAUUUGCAGAAAUGAGAGGUGCUGACAUGGGCAUGGUACGAUUCGCAUCUGAAUGGGAUGCUGAGCGUGCUGUGACUAUGAUGAAUCGAUCACGUAUCGAUGGCAGGACGAUUGAUGUGCGUAUAUACUAAAAGAUCAAGAGGUAGUCUCGACGGAUUCAAGGUCACGAUCGAGAGAUAUCUGUCCCAACGUGACAAGUCAGGUAAGUUUUAACAGCCGACAAACAGUCACCUCACGCAAAUAUGUUAUUCUUCCAGGAAAGCUAUCGCGAGCGACGUCGAAUCUUGCGGGACGGUAAGUUGUAUAGAAUAAAAAAAGCGAAUCACCGAAAUCGUAUUUUUACACUUAUAUUUUUUUUACUUCGUCCAUUUUUACAUUAUAAAAUAGCUUUCGAUAUAUGUGUUAAGUGUAAAGAUACCAUCUUUGUAGGGAAUCGUAAUGCGGCGUCCUAAUGUAGCAUGACAAUGGUAAAGUCAAUAAAUCGGACGCGGUGUAAAUGUGUCAGUAAUAAGAUAAACGAUUUGAAUGCAACAUGUAAAACCUAUAUAAAAUCGCGUAAUAUAUAUGAACCAUUUCGUAUAAAUUUGUCUUUAUAGUAUAAACAACCGCGUUCGCGUUUAAUAAAAGAGUAUUUAAGUAACAUCGUUUAAUACCUCGAAAGCAAAAGGCACCUUGAACAUCACACGCUCGUUUAUAUGUAUUAUAUAUAAUUAUGUAGCGACGUGUCUCUCUCUAUAUAGUCUAUAUAUGUGUAUGGAUUAUCACAUUUUUGAAAUAAAAGCGAAUAAAAACUCGUUGCUUAUGCGAA